AUGGCUGGGAUAGGGCAAAAACGGAGUCAGACGUUCCGCCUGCUUCAAAAUUCACGGAGAACAAAAGGGAAAGGCGACGAAGAGAUUAAACCUGUCCGAGCAAAUGCACCCCCUUCAACCUGCAGAUUAGAAUUUCUCUUCCUUGACCUUGCAGAUCUUUCCACGAUUUCAACAUUUGCAAAGAACUUUAUCCAGAGAGCAGACUGGAUGUCAAUUGGAACACGCUGGCUAAGCAUCUCGUCCGAGCAUUCCUCCACUACCCACUUAGGUCAACCUCACGAUGACGAACAAAAUUACGAAGUUCAACUCGGCACCAAUUGUCUGGGCUCGGUCAGGGUAUACUGGACCUCUUCACUAAUGGCAAAAGCAAGUGUACCAAAAGGUGUGAUCAAUUUCGACGACAUCAAUGGAGAGAAGGGAGUUUCGCAGUGUGUUUUAUAUAGCCAUGGUUGGGAAUUUGCACGUUGGACCAAGGACGAGGGCUUGAUUGGUGUGGGUAUCUUCCUCCACCCGCCGAUAUUCGGUGCGUCUACAGGGCUCCUCGCCGGGCUCUACCCCGAAAUAAACUCUCAGACAAAUGGUGGCUACAUCGUUCCAUGGGGUCGUAUCGGGCAUCUGGAGAAGAAUGUCACUGCAGGCCUCAAAGAGGAAGCGGAAGGAGGUACUGGAAUUGCAAAGGAGUUUUAUGAAUGGUGCGAGAAUGAGACGAUGCCAUAUGUGUGA
Molecule: messenger RNA, 723 nt
Organism: Hyaloscypha bicolor E
Lineage: Eukaryota; Fungi; Ascomycota; Leotiomycetes; Helotiales; Hyaloscyphaceae
Exons: 4
Coding region: 1-723 (240 amino acids)
Source: RefSeq, a predicted model, not a curated record